This is a messenger RNA of Periconia digitata, 540 nucleotides long. The record is from the annotation of a GenBank genome assembly. Lineage: Eukaryota; Fungi; Ascomycota; Dothideomycetes; Pleosporales; Periconiaceae.
CUUGCUCUCCUGCCCCUCGGCGCGCCCCUUCCCCCUCCACGCACUUAACGUCGCGCCGCCAUCCAUUUCAACUACAUUACCCGUAAUGUGAGCACUAGCUAAGCUUCCCAAAAACAGCACUAAACCUCUAAAAUCAGAUGGCUUCCUAAUACGCCCCGUAGGCUGGCUAGCAACAAGGGUGUCCUUAAAUUUGCCUAGCCCAUAGCUCGUCAUGCGCGAGGGGAAAACGCCAGGACAGAUCACAUUCACUAUAAUAUUCUUCAGCGCAAGCUUCGACGCCUGCAUCUUAGUGAGGUGGAUGCAAGCAGCCUUCGAAGUCCUAAUGCCCGCCAUGCUCGCGAUAUUCACAACGCGCGAGGGGUUAUCAGGCGUGGCGCCUUGCAGCAGCAGCAGCUCCAGCCCAACAGUCGUGUAGAAGAUGCUCUUAAUGUUAAGGCUUAUAAGCUUGUCCCAGCUGCUCUCUAGGAAGUUGUAGUAGUUAGCGCCCCAGGUCGCGCCUGUGUUGUUAAUUAGGACGGUUAGGCAGGGGACGCAGGAUUU